AUGCUAAGACGAUCGUUCAGUAUACUGCCCAGAGUGCUCAAGAGCAACGGCAAGAGUAAAGACAUUGCUGCUGUGAGCAAGACUAUCAAGUACAUCGCAGAAGAUCCUACGCUAAAGUCCAUUCUAAAGACAUCUACGGGCGAAAAAGAUGAGAAUGCGUACGUGGAAGACGUGGUGAACAUUCUAAACUCGUCUUUGCCGGAUGUGGACAAGCACAAGAAGAAUAUGGAUGUGCAUUAUUCGGUUCUAAUGAACAAGCUUCGGAGCAUGGUGGACAGAGAGAUUGUGUAUUCCAAUGCGAAUGUGAGCAAGAGGAUCAAGGAGUGUACGGAUGCGGAUAGUUUGUACAAUCUUUUGUUUGAGUUUCAGUUGGACCCUGUUUUCCGGGCCAAGACUACGUUGAAAGAUUACUACCAUAUAAUUAACCACCCCAAGUUUUCGAGCGGGAAGUGUCGGGAGUUGCUAGAGUCGUUGGAUUUGCUCAAGCAGUCGCGCAGGGACAUUCAGAUCAUGGCUAUCCACAAGUUGAGCCAGUCGAGUGCGAAUGCUGCUGUCGUGAGCCCGUAUCUCCCGAUGCUUAUUGAGACGUACAUGUCGAUACCGAGGUUUUCGCAGAAGUUGGUGUUGAGGAUCUUGCACAAGAACGGAAAGAUACAGGAGCUCUUGGAUGCACAUUCGGAUGAGAUCCAUGCGAUACACAAGAACCAUUCGCAAGUAGUGACGAUAUACCAAACGCUAUCGCGUACUGCGUAUAAGCUACCACCACACCUAGUGGACGAGAGUCAUGAGCUAACGCCCAUCCAGAGAUUGUUUUGCGAGCUCGUGGUGCUUCUUUCGGAGCACUCGUCGGCAAACCCCAAGCUUUCCAAGUAUAGCGUACAGUUGGUCAAAGGGUCGUUCGAGAAUCAACUAAGCCGUUGCAACACAGACUUGCACGACCACUCCAUCAACGUCAACGAGUACAAGUUCAUCAGGCUCAUGCAGGAGAUCCUCGACGACUGCAUGGCAACGCAGAACCUGGACCCAGGCUUCUACCAGUCCUGUCGGUACCUAACGCAAUCUCUCCGCACAAUAUACACAGAAGAGUCCCAAUUGAGUCUACGAUUGGUAUAG
Messenger RNA from Kluyveromyces marxianus DMKU3-1042, 1113 nucleotides. It is a transcript of the gene SMT1, whose product is annotated as Smt1p. The transcript has a single exon. NCBI's taxonomy places the organism in Eukaryota, Fungi, Ascomycota, Saccharomycetes, Saccharomycetales, Saccharomycetaceae. The record is from RefSeq and is a predicted model, not a curated record. Bases 1 to 1113 code for a protein of 370 amino acids.